AUGGCAGCGCCUGUCGUGCUCGCCUAUCUCGUCGUCCUCAGCACCGUCGUGCUCACGCUCGAGAUCCACCGCCACCGUCUCCUCGCUCGUGCGCUCGGCGCCCUCGUCAUGCUCAUUGCGUUCGCGCUCCUCCCGCCGCUCGAGCUCCAGCUCAAAGCCGCGUGCUGUGCCAUUGUGUACCACGGCAUAACAGAAGGGCUGCGCCAAUGGACGCACGACUUUCCUUGCGUCUUUGAGCGCCAUCACGAGCAGAAACUGCUGUUGUGGCUCUUGUUUUGGGCGCGCGUGGUCUUAUGGGGUGCUACUCUCGCAGGACUCGCGGUCUCUCGGACCUUAUUCACGCCCAGCACGGCCCAAAAGAGACCGGACAUAUCGUCGCAUUUUGACUGGCUAGAAAUCGUCGCUUUAGCUCUCUAUUACGAAGUUGUAGAAGUCCUGGUGAUGCUUUACUUUGCAGACGAUGAGCUGUCGUAUACGUGGCCUGGGAACCGCGCUGGCAAUUGGCUAGCAGCUGUGCUCGUGAGUGCUUUGGAGAGCUCGGAAAGACUGGAUGAAGUGGUACAAGGGCCGUUGGUGGCUGGUACCUCGCCGCUCGCUCUGGUGGCAGUGCUGCUGCUGGUCAUGUGGUUGACGGUUGUGAUUCGAUGGGAUGCAAUUGCAGCUGCCAGUGGUAGGCUACGCUUUUUUCAGCUGAAGAUGAAGAAACGAACGUGCAGCUCGAAGCGGGUUAUAGAAGCAAUCAGCGAUGAUGUUGUGGAGUUGGUUCUGGAGCGCACGCUGGAGCUAGCAAGCGAGGACUUGUGCUUUUCGGAUGGAGGUGGCUACAGUAUGGAGCCUCUCGCACUUGAGUUUGAUUUGAUAUUUAUCAGUUAA
Messenger RNA from Peronospora matthiolae, 873 nucleotides. The record is from the annotation of a GenBank genome assembly. NCBI's taxonomy places the organism in Eukaryota, Oomycota, Peronosporomycetes, Peronosporales, Peronosporaceae.